Molecule: messenger RNA, 1592 nt
Organism: Bactrocera dorsalis (oriental fruit fly)
Lineage: Eukaryota; Metazoa; Arthropoda; Insecta; Diptera; Tephritidae
Exons: 3
Coding region: 389-940 (183 amino acids)
Source: RefSeq, a predicted model, not a curated record
ACUCGCGCCAAAGUCAGUCAGUCAGUUGGCUAGUACAAGACAAGUCGCGUCUCGUUCGUGGCUCCACACGGCACAAGCAGCUCUACAAAGCUUUAUUAAUUGCAAAUUAGCUGAAAAUAUAUUUUUGUUGUUGCGCUUUUGGAAUUUUCUAGCGCUCUUGUAAAUUUACAACAACACCUAAAAAACAUAAAAGUAAAGUGACGCGGAAGUGAGGCAUAUAUUUGUCUUGUCGCAUUUCACCUAGUGUGUCCGCGGUAUAUAAACCCAGUGUCGCUUGGCGGUUCGCUUUAAUUACAAUUUUUUCGCUGCAAUUGCGGAAGUGUUGUGGUGUCUAAAGAAGAAAUUAAAAAUUAUUAAAAGAAAAUAACUAAAUAAAAUAAGCGCGAACAUGAAGUUAAGCCAAAUCAUCUCACUAUCGCUCAUACCAACGUUGUAUGUGUUGUUUGUGUUAUUGUUGGAAUUCGUGGAAGAUGCUGUGGCACAAAAUCCUGACCCACUUUUCCAGCUGCCCGUGCAGUUGGUGGGCUUUCCGGUUAUCGUAUUGUCCGUACGCUUAUCGCAAUUCGCCAAAAAGCUGGCCUACUCGUUGAAUCCAAAUACCUAUCGUGCGCGCAGCAAACGUGAUGCCACUACAUCGGCCGCUUACGAUGCUGAAUUGGCACAAAAAGAGAUCUUACGUGAGUUUGGACCACGCGCUUGCAUAUUGGAGGAACCUUGCCGGCUGCAUGCUUCACGGCCAGGUCGUUUCGGUGCGCAACAGCAUCCAGCAUGGAAUGAAAUUUUGAGAAACUACAGAGUUCAAUCAACCGGCAUGAAACAAUGGUACCUGCUCUCACUCUUCAUCGGCGACGCCGUACGCGAUGUGCCACUCUGCCGGCACCUGGCCAAGCGGCUGCCAUGUCCAGGCGUUGGACCAUUGCCGCCACCACAGCCACGUUAAGCGCCAAGCGCGUCCCAGUGGCCAAGCACAGACCUAAGUAAUGUCAAAACAGCACAGCGUUCUAGUGCGCGCCGAGCUAGUACUUGCAACGUCGGCGGCAGGUUGGCUGCGCUUUGGUGCGGCGGUUGUGCCACAAACCUCGGCCGUGGCACACAAUAGCUAACAAGUUCAUACACACAAAACAUUUUACAUAUUUAUAUAUUUCUUUGCAUUACUUACUGCCAAACGAAAGUCAGCGCAUAACGGUACAUCACAUACAUACUUAUUACUACUUACAGUCAUUGUGGCAUCAUGUGAGGAGACACAGCUCGGCUGUGCUCCUUUUUCAUUCUUUUGCUUUUUUUACUUCCUUUUACCUCUAUCCUUUCUGCUUUUUAUUAUUACCUUUUCGCAUUCAGCGCAUUUGUUUGGCAUGUUUACCAAAGUUUUUAAUUUUCAUGCCAACGCAAUUGUCAUGACAAGCGCGUUGUAUUUCUAGACUUAAAUAUCUACAUAUGUAUGUAUGCAUAUAUCGGAGGAAAAAUUGCAGCAAUCAACGAAGCGCUGGAGCGUUGAGAGAACGAAAUGCAAGCGACAGGCACAUAUUUAUCUAUAAGUUGUUACCCUGUAGGAAAGCUUAAAAGAAGCUGAGACCAUUUCAGUACCCAAUAAA